AGUGGUGCUUGAGUGAGGGUGCAUACGAGUGGUGAAACAAACUGUGUGGUUAUCAACACACUCUUAAUUUGUUUUCCCCCCAAAAGGAGAACUGAAAGACAUAAAUCAUCUAAAACGUUUGACUCACACCAUUAACAAGGAAACUCUGUACUGAAUACUGUACUGGAGAAGGCGUUUAACAGAUUCAAAAAGGAUCAUGUAUUCAUCUACAAAUCAUACUGAAGAUGAUGCUCUAAUAUCCACUGAUAAUUAUAGUGAUUAUCCUGAUUAUGACCCUGGUAAUACAAGCGGCCCUGUAGUGCCUACACCAGAGUCUCCAGCGCUUUGCACAGAUGUGGGGUGUGUUUUACUGGCAACAGUAAAUGUGAUUAUUACGGUUCUUGGAAUCACUGGAAAUGGUUUGGUGAUCUGGAUUGCAGGGUUUAAGAUUAAGAAAACAGUCAACACUGUCUGGUACCUCAGCCUCGCUGUGUCCGACUUCCUCUUCUGUGCCUUCCUGCCCUUAUCCGUUGCCUAUAUUGUUAAAAAUACAUGGGUCUUUGGGCGCUUCAUGUGCAAGUUUACAUACUUCUUCUGGUUCCUCAACUGGUUCAGCAGCAUCUUCCUCCUCGUCAUCAUCAGUGUGGAUCGCUGUGUUGUGGUGAUGUUUCCUGUUUGGGCACAAAACAAGCGCAGCAUACGCAGGGCCUUGGUGAUUGUUCUACUAGCCUGGAUAGUCUCAGCAUUGCUUAGCUUACCAGCAGCCAUUUUCCGAGAUGUAGAUAAUAUAUACUAUGACUCACUGGUCUGUUACUACAACUACACGCAUGAUGACGAAGACAUUGCUGUAAGGGUGUGCAGAUUCAUUUUUGGAUUUGUGAUCCCCUUACUGAUCAUCAUGUUUUGUUAUUUCCUGAUCAUAAGAAAGCUGAAAUCUAACCAUAUGGCGAGGUCCAAUAAGCCAUUUAGGGUCAUGACAGUAUUGAUAGUUGCUUUCUUCAUUAGCUGGCUGCCUUAUCACUUUUUUCACAUAUUGGAGAUAAGCCUUAAAGAUCCAAAUGUCAUUUCUAUUGGACAAAGAUUUGGAAGCACACUUGCGAGCACCAACAGCUUCAUGAACCCUUUUCUUUAUGCUUUUAUGGUAAAGGACUUUAAGAGGAAAUGUUAUGCACUUCUGCCAAAGAUUGAGAGCACAUUUUAAGAGGAAGCACGGAGUACUCUCAGAGGGACGUCUCUUACUACCUCAGGAGACGGCAAACUUUCAACGACUGUUUAAAGAUUUCAGGCCUUGCCAAUUCUUUAUAGUUGUAACAAAAAGUCAUGACAAAGUUGUUUCAUAAAUGUUCUACAACAUUUAAUGUAACAAUAAAUGUAUGUGAAAUGUGCAAUAUGUCAUAUGUUGUACACUAUGUACAAUCAUUAGUAAUUUUCUCUGCUACAGGAGCCAGUGUAUCAGUAAUUAUUUUCUUUUAUCAGAAUACCCUUAAAGCUUGGUUCCUUACUUAAUAUUAUAAGGGUUACGUGUUACCGGUUUGUAUUUUUUAAGUGCAAAUGUACGCAAGAGCAUUUUUUAUUAUCUUCUUCUUUUAUUUUUAUACUAAUUUAAAGAUACAUUUUUGAUCACAUUAUAUUGAAUAAUCAUUUAUUGCAAGCAGCACUGC
This is a messenger RNA of Clarias gariepinus (North African catfish), 1640 nucleotides long. Its product is annotated as chemerin-like receptor 1. Gene Ontology annotation, cellular component: plasma membrane. The transcript is spliced from 2 exons. NCBI's taxonomy places the organism in Eukaryota, Metazoa, Chordata, Actinopteri, Siluriformes, Clariidae. Gene Ontology annotation, molecular function: G protein-coupled receptor activity; complement receptor activity. The record is from RefSeq and is a predicted model, not a curated record. Gene Ontology annotation, biological process: phospholipase C-activating G protein-coupled receptor signaling pathway; chemotaxis; complement receptor mediated signaling pathway. Bases 197 to 1180 code for a protein of 327 amino acids.